AUGCACCUCCUUCAGUCCUACGACGAAGUUCGCGCCGAGGUGCUAAUGAAUCCUCCUCGCGGAUCUCCAGCCUAUUUCAAGGCGGCGCAUCUAGACGCCGGCGCUCCAAGCUGGUCUCCUCGACCACCCAGCGAUUCCGAGCAGCAGAAGAUCACGGAGGUGCGCAAGAUGCAGUCGGUGAUUCGAGAGCGCGUUGGCGCCGGAAAGUCCCCUUCUAUGGACGAUAUGAAGGCCAUUCUGAUGCCCUAUGGGGCCGAGUGGGCGGGCAUCCUACCUCUCUAUCAGCUCGCUGUCAACACGAUGGAUCAAGGCGUCCAAGUGCGCUGA
Didymosphaeria variabile is the source of this 327-nucleotide messenger RNA. RefSeq lists its product as uncharacterized. Bases 1 to 327 code for a protein of 108 amino acids. The transcript is spliced from 2 exons. Lineage: Eukaryota; Fungi; Ascomycota; Dothideomycetes; Pleosporales; Didymosphaeriaceae. The record is from RefSeq and is a predicted model, not a curated record.